UUCGGUUGUUUAUUUUACAUUCGUUCUAGAUAUAUUGUAUAUUUUGUGGGUGAAAUGAAAUAAUGCGGAUCCCAAAGUAUUGUGUAUGUAAUAAUAAGCGAGAUUAAGCAUUUUUACAUUACUUUCCAGUGAGUGACCAAAAGAAACGAAUCGUGUGCCUGAGCUGUGUAAACUUAGAAUUAAUAAUCAACUUACCUAAAGAAAAACUCGAGAGGAAUGUACCUAUUUCACAUAUAUUUUGAUAAGUUUUCCACCAAGUCAAAUAACCGACUCAGAUAUGGUGCCUACCCAUCGUUGUCUACCUACACCUGAAGACUUGAAUAGUUAAAAACUUGGAGGUUGGAGUAAAAUAAGAACUGAUUUUGACAGUUAUGAAUUAUUGAUGUGGCUAUAAGUAUUUACAAUAAUAUAAAUGUGCAUACUUGCUUUCUUAAUAAUUAUUGUCAUUUCAGUCAUUGAAUGCCAUGGUAGCAACAAAUAAUUUAUAAAUUUCAGAAUGGGCCCAAGAGCCAUUCAGAAAACUGCUAUCUUAAAGAUGAACCAACUGUAAAAGUUCUAAGACUCACUGCUUCGAGCAAAAUUUUGACAUCAGGCUGCAUCGGAAUGACUUCUAGAACAUGCUGCAUACCAAAGUGUGAAAGUCACAGAAAGCAUGCCCGGCUUUACGAAAUGUCUACAAGAAAUGAUCGCCGCAAAAAGUGGAUAAUGGCGAUUCUGUCAAACUGUCCUGACAUUAAUACUAAGGAAUUGGAAAAGCUAAAAUCUAGUAAAUGGCUAUACGUCUGCCACAAGCAUUUUGAAAGGAAAUUUUUCAACAGAACAAUGCGACUUAGAAAUGGCUGUUUCCCGACGUUAUUCACAGAGAGAGAAAUAGCGACAGGAGUACCAAAGGUUGACCCUAAAACCAUCAUCCAGGAGGCUACCCGAAUUUCAACAAUUGAUCACAUGUAUUAUACUAUUAAGAAAAUCCAUAUUGACCAUACCUACUCAAAGAAAAAUGAGGAUGAAGACGCUUGGAUGGAUCAUGUAUUCUUUCCAACCAAAUCAGGUAAGGCCCAUACACUGUUCGAACCAAAGAUAAAAAGGGGUGAGGUCCACUCUGACCAUUCAUAUGCAUUAAGAAACUUACCCACUGAUACUGCUAAUGCCGAUGGCGCUGCUUCAACCGACGUGCAGUCUGCAUUGCAAGAAGACGAACCAGCAUUUGAAGAGGACAAUGACCAGAUGGAGAGUGAUUCAAGAUUGCCAAAGGACGAAGUCAUGAUAGAUUACAUAAUUGAGCACCCGGUCUCGCCUGGACGCGAUAUUUUCGAAACUAUUGAACCUGAAGAUAAAAAGAAAGACACAAUUUUCUCGUGGGAGAAAACGGAGUUGUUAGAAACAGAUGACCCUGAAGACGAGCCAGUGCUGGUGCCCGAAACGAAGAUACCCGAAGACCUCCCGACGCUGUCCUUAUUCUGCGACGAGCCUGAAAAACCACCUGUCGAAAUAGCGCUCAGUAAACCAGAAGCAGCAGUUGUUCCCAUGGAUGUCGUAUACCGGUGUGUGGACUGUGCAGUGGUCGUUGAUGGGUUCACGUUUUGGUGCGUGCAGUGCUUGUGCGGCGUGCUGUGCGGCACGUGCGCGGAGAUAUCGCCACACAACAUACAUUAUGUGCUGCGCGCGCCAAAGGGCGCCACACUUAGUCAAACGCAGCCAGUUUUAUUAGUCAUACGAGAACAGUUGCAGAAGGAAAACUUACUUACUCUGUAUGGAACUGAUGUUGAUUGUGUGAAGGUGGAAGUGAAACUGGAGCCGGAGGAGCCUCUGUCUGUGUGUGAGGACCCGCUGGCCUGCGCGCCGCGCGCCGCCGCGCCGGGGCGGCGUCACGCGGAGCCCGGACCCGAGGACGCCGACUCCCACUCCGAGGCCGGCCAGUCCUCUGUCGAGGACGUAGAGCCCCGACCCGCAGUACAGAUCUCUCUCGAGGGCGCGGAACCCCACUCCGAGGCCGUGCAAUUCUAUCUCGAUGGCGUAGAACCCCACCCCGAGGCCGUGCAGUUCUAUCUCGAGGCCGUAGAGCGAGGCUCUGAUGCCGUGUUGCUUCAAGUCGAAACCACGAGUCCCGGCACCGAGGAGCUUCAUCAUGAGGCCGCGGGUCCCGAUAAUGAAGCCAGGGAGCUCCAACACGACGUCAGAGCCGAAAAGCGUGUCAACAUGGAAACAGUCAGUCAUCACCAUCCUUUGAAGCGACAUCGGCUAAUGACAAUCCGACCAGGCGACAAACUAAACCCCACCAGCCCAAAAGUUAGCGAUGUCCAACACCAAGCCCUUAAAAGAAUUCCACCGACCAUAAUAUCACAAACUGUCCUAAGACUUCCAGAUGCACCUAGCAAUCGUACAGGGCCAAAAAUUCAACCUAGGGAUCCCAGAAAGUCAGAAACUCUUUCAAAGUGCACACCUACGGAACUUGUGGUGCCACAAAAUGUACAUAAAGGACCUAAUAUUCUCAGAAGAUCAAAAACAAAUAAAGUCGAAAUCAGAAAAUCAACCCUCCUAAAGCGUGACAUGCCCAAAAGUUCAUCUCUUAUGACCCAACAAAUCAAUCCCAGAGGGUUUCCACUCCAAGUAUCACAAAACAUAAAGGGUUUUUCUGGACUAAAAGUUACUUCAGGACCCCGGCGCUACGAAAAUUCAGAUGAUGGCGAUGUAGAGUUUUUGGAUGAAGAAAUAUUGGACACAAACUAUAGUGACAACGAAAUAGAUAGAUUACGUAAAGAAAACCAGAAUGAAUAUAGAAUAGACGAAGAAUUUGUUGGAGAUAUAGAAAGUGAAUUAGGCAACGAUGAUUUGGAAGAUAGUAGAAUAGAUAGAUUAGAUAAAGAAAAUCGGGAUGGCAAUAUAUCAGAUGAAAGUGAAAAAGAUGAUGAAGAAUCAGAUAAAAAUUCUAGUAAAGACAAAGAAAGUGAAAUAGACGACGAUGAUUUAGAUGAAGAUUUUAGAAUAGAUGAACAAGACCGAACAGACGAAGAUUCCAUGGAUGAGAAAAAUAGCGCUGAGGGAGUUUGCAGGAGAACAAGACAUGCAACAAAUGCGACUGUGAGAAAUCAAAGAAAAAGAGUCCAAAAGCUGACAUCAGAAGCCGUGGUGCGGCUGCAGCGCCUUACCUCAUUAGAUAUAAGAAACUGGACGAAUCGCAGUAAAUCGCGAAGGAAAGACUGAAAUAAACGUUAGAAAUUUA
This is a messenger RNA of Cydia pomonella (codling moth), 3220 nucleotides long. RefSeq lists its product as uncharacterized. The record is from RefSeq and is a predicted model, not a curated record. The coding region runs from base 604 to 3201 and encodes 865 amino acids. The transcript has 14 exons. Lineage: Eukaryota; Metazoa; Arthropoda; Insecta; Lepidoptera; Tortricidae.